This is a messenger RNA of Capsella rubella, 675 nucleotides long. Its product is annotated as acyl carrier protein 2, chloroplastic. Lineage: Eukaryota; Viridiplantae; Streptophyta; Magnoliopsida; Brassicales; Brassicaceae. Bases 78 to 479 code for a protein of 133 amino acids. The record is from RefSeq and is a predicted model, not a curated record. Gene Ontology annotation, molecular function: phosphopantetheine binding; acyl carrier activity. Gene Ontology annotation, biological process: fatty acid biosynthetic process. The transcript has 4 exons.
UACUUGUUUUCUUCACUGUCUCACACACAUCUAUUCGUCUUCUCCGCCUCCUUCAAAUCUCAACUCCGAUCUCUUCUAUGGCUUCCAUUGCUGCUUCCACUUCCCUACAAACUCGUCCUCGCCAACUGGCGAUUGCGGUUAAUCAAGUUAAAUGCUUUAGCAAUGGAAGAAGCAAUCUUUCUUUUAACCUUCGUCAGCAGCUUCCUACUCGUUUGACGGUUUCAUGCGCUGCAAAACCGGAGACAGUGGACAAGGUGUGUGCAAUUGUCAAGAAGCAACUCUCACUUGAUGAUACCAAGAAAGUUGUGGGUGCAACCAAAUUUUCUGAGCUUGGUGCUGAUUCCCUUGACACGGUGGAGAUUGUGAUGGGACUAGAGGAAGAGUUUGGGAUCGAAAUGGCCGAGGAGAAAGCACAGACGAUCACUACAGUUGAGAAAGCAGCUGAGCUCAUUGAGGAGCUUUUGAUGGAAAAGGCUUAGUAGUAAUCGUUUAUUAAACAUUAGCAAAAAAAAAAAAAAAAACCCCUCAGUAUCUUCUUAUUGUUUAGAGAGUGUUUGUGUCUGUUGUUGAGACUUGUGCUAUUUUGGGAAAAUUAUUACAAGGCUUGUAUUUGACUUUUAUCUUUCUUCUACUACAUUUUACUUCCACCUUUCAAUAUAUUAUUUGUUUCUGGUA